AUGAAUCCAAUUAUGGAUUACGAUAAGUUAUUUCACGAACAUGCAUCGCAUAUUACAAAAAACCUCGACUUUUAUCAACCAUUCGAGUGUCUUCGCGAAAAAUGGACGAAUAUCGCUAGUUCCUACUCACCCGAGACCGUGGAAUUUAUCGGCACAUUUACCACACAUCUCGUCGCAUACUGGCUGGUUUCAUUACUCUUUACGAUUAUAGAUCUUAUUCCUGCUGCCCAGAAAUACAAGCUACAGUCGGCAUCGAAACAACCCUCUCGCCACGCUCUGAUUAAAUGCUUCUUCGGCGCUCUAGGAAACCAAAUGCUUACAUCGACGCUGCAUUUCCUGCAACUGUUCGUCCUUCGACGUCUUUUGCACAUUAGAGCCGUAUACCGCAUCGAGCCUGAUCUCCCGUCCAUCGCCGAGAUUGUUGUUUCAACUCUGUUUUGCGCCCUCGGAAGGGAGAUUAUAUUCUACUACGGUCAUCGGCUGCUUCAUCACCGGUUCAUGUUCCGGCACUUUCACAAACAGCACCAUCAAUUCACCACCCCGGUGGCGCUGGCUAGUGAAUACUGCCACCCACUUGAGCAUAUCCUGUCCAACAUCCUCCCCAUUAUCAUCCCUCCCACGCUACUACGAGUUCACAUAAUUACGUUCUGGCUGUUCAUAACGGGGGCUAUUAUGCAGGCCUCUAUUGCCCAUAGUGGAUACGAUCUAGGCAGUAUUUGUGGAUGGAGACCGGAAAUACAUGAUUACCACCACUCGAUGUUUAAUGUGAACUAUGGACUGUUGGGGUUGAUGGAUAGUUUGCAUGGGACUAGGUAUACAGGGAAGUCUAAGACAGCUUAG
Molecule: messenger RNA, 840 nt
Organism: Talaromyces rugulosus
Lineage: Eukaryota; Fungi; Ascomycota; Eurotiomycetes; Eurotiales; Trichocomaceae
Exons: 1
Coding region: 1-840 (279 amino acids)
Biological process (GO): ergosterol biosynthetic process
Molecular function (GO): iron ion binding; C-4 methylsterol oxidase activity
Source: RefSeq, a predicted model, not a curated record